GUGCUCCAAGUUGAGAUGCUGAUGGCUCAGGGCGCGUUUCCUCCACCGCCCGCCAGGGGUCGCCGCUGCGUUCGGGCCGACCGGAAGUCUUCCCCUCUCCUCGCGGACGACGACGCCGGCAACAACAACAACAACAACAACAGGCACGUCCUGGCGUACCCGGAUGUUCCUCGCCCGCCGUUUCCGCCUGAGGGAGCGAGCGAGGCGCCGCUGCCGUCGCCGCCGAGAGUCCCCGGGCUGCCCAGCGUCGCGAGGUGGGCGAUGGCGGAGGCCUCCGCGUCCUGCUCCUCCCCCUCCCCGCCUGCUGCUGAGGAGAACGGGGGCCCUUCCCCGCCCCCCCUUCCUCCCAGGGGCCCCGAAGGCGGCGGCGGCGGCGAGGAAGAGGAGGAGGAGCGGGAGGUCGGGGGCCGCCCCCACCGAGGCUGGAGCGAAGCCCAGUUCCGGCGCUACGGCUUCGCCACGCGGCCCAUCCCCAGGCUCCGCCACGGGGACCCCCGGGCCGAGGAGCUCAUCGAGAACGAGGAGCCAGUGGUGUUGACAGAUACAAACCUGGUGUUUCCUGCUCUAAAAUGGGAUCUGGACUAUCUGCAGGAGAACAUUGGGAGUGGGGACUUUUCGGUAUAUAGAGCAAGCACACACAAGUUCCUGUAUUACGAUGAGAAGAAAAUGGCAAACGUUAAGAACUUCAAGCCUAAGUCAAGCAGGGAAGAGAUGAAAUUCAGCGACUUCGUUGAGCAGCUCCAAGAAAUAGAACAGCAGGAUAGUGGAGAAAGGCUUUAUCUGCAGCAGACUCUGAACGACACAGUUGGGAGGAAAAUCGUGGUGGAUUUCCUGGGCUUCAAUUGGAAUUGGAUUAACAGGCAACAGGCAAAGCGAGGCUGGGGUCAGCUGACAUCCAACUUGCUACUGAUCGGCAUGGAAGGGAAUGUGACUCCAGCACACUAUGACGAGCAGCAGAACUUCUUUGCUCAGAUUAAGGGAUACAAGCGUUGCAUCCUGUUUUCCCCUGACCAGUUUGAGUGCCUCUAUCCUUAUCCUGUGCACCACCCAUGUGAUCGGCAGAGCCAGGUUGACUUCGACAAUCCUGACUAUGAGCGCUUUCCCAAUUUCCAGAACGUAGUUGGCUAUGAGACAGUGGUGGGCCCAGGCGAUGUGCUUUAUAUCCCCAUGUAUUGGUGGCAUCACAUCGAGUCUCUGCUGAACGGAGGAAUUACCAUCACUGUAAACUUUUGGUACAAGGGUGCCCCAACUCCCAAAAGGAUUGAAUAUCCCCUAAAGGCUCAUCAGAAGGUGGCAAUAAUGAGGAACAUAGAGAAAAUGCUGGGCGAGGCGCUUGGAAACCCACAAGAGGUGGGCCCCUUGUUGAAUAUGAUGAUUAAGGGGCGGUAUGACUAAUCCUCGGCCUCUGCAGUGGUGGAUGUUGCGAGCUGCUUCGCAGACAAGUGGAAGAUACUAGGCGCUAGUAUCGCACGCAGAAAUUGAAAGACUGAGGUGCUCCCGGCACAACUCUGCCCUAUUCUGCACCAACGUAGGGAGUGACUGGUACCAUCAAACACUCCUGUCCAUCCCUCUUUCAACUUCACUUAACCUUCCAGAAGAACCCGUGCUUUACGAAGUAGGAACCUAGCUGCCAAGGACUCAUGUGUCUGCGACCUGCCAGUAUACAGAGAUUGGCGCCUGGUACUUGCCUGCCACCUGUCACAUUGCAAAAUACUUUUUUGGGGGAGGGAGCAGAGUUUAGACUGGCCCUGCCAGUCUUUUGCGUUCAUCCCACCAGCUGAAUUGUAUGAUGUUGCAUGAGGGGUGGACGCAGUAAGUCUCAAAGUCUUGAGAGUCUCCCGAAGAGGGAGAGAACCUUUGGCCAUGUAAGACUCCACUGUCUGCUUAUUUUGCCUGGGAAGUGAAAGCAAUUGCAUGCUGGCAUCUGCAUAGCUGCCUGUGUGUGAGAAGCAACUAGACAAGCCAUUUAGAUCUUCCCUCUGUACCUUGGCAUUAGAAAUCUCCCCGCCACCCCUUCUCUGAGGUUUAGCUUCCGUGUUUGUCAAAGGUCGCCUUCUCUCUGAUGGCACAAUUUUCUAAUGUAAAGCAAAAUUAUGGUUACAAGUACACAGAGGGAGCAGGUAGGGAUGGAGACAAUAAAGUCUUCCAAGUCCGCUGUGCCAAAUUAACAUCGAAAACAGCGUUUUGGAGGGCCUGACCUCUUAAUUCUGUUGGGAGUCCGGGCUGAAAUCCCCAUACACACAGAUUCCCUUUGCUACACUCGGGACGGCUUUUCCACAAUGAGCACCAGUGCCCUUUGUCAGUAAAAAAACACCUUUGUGUUGUGUUUCUCUUUCCAUACAUGGAAAUGUUAAUUUCACUCCAUCCUCAGCCGUCUGCAUACUGGAUUAUAAUGGAUAAAUAGGUGGAGAAGGGGAACAGCAAAGUUACAGUAACACUUUAUCGCAGUGACUUUUUCAACAGACUUCUAUGAAGGGUGGAAGCCUCUAUUUUCCAUUCUGUUCCACUUUUCCCUGCC
Messenger RNA from Podarcis raffonei (Aeolian wall lizard), 2518 nucleotides. RefSeq names its product hypoxia inducible factor 1 subunit alpha inhibitor (gene HIF1AN). The transcript has 8 exons. The record is from RefSeq and is a predicted model, not a curated record. The coding region runs from base 16 to 1395 and encodes 459 amino acids. Gene Ontology annotation, cellular component: nucleus; cytoplasm. Gene Ontology annotation, biological process: negative regulation of Notch signaling pathway; peptidyl-aspartic acid hydroxylation. Gene Ontology annotation, molecular function: ankyrin repeat binding; peptidyl-histidine dioxygenase activity; [protein]-asparagine 3-dioxygenase activity. NCBI's taxonomy places the organism in Eukaryota, Metazoa, Chordata, Lepidosauria, Squamata, Lacertidae.